AUGAAAAAAAGAUGCCCAAUCUACACUUAUUAUACGUCUCUCUCCGCAUCGGUUGAUCAUGCAUUAACGGAAAUGCUAGAACUAUGGGGUUAUGCAUUCUAUGCGCAAGGAUUUUUUCCUGUUAUUCUCAAUCAAAAACACGCAGAAUCAAGGACGGAUUUCAUAAAUAUUUCAAAAAUAUUCUCAAAAUUUACAACCGUAAAUCCAGCUGAAUAUGAACUGAGCUGUUAUCUUCGUUGGGUGGCAUUGCACCAGCAAGGAGGUGGUUUUCUCAUGGACUAUGAUAUUCUGCCAAUGAUCAGUCCGAGAAGUGAAAACAUGCAUACGUUUAGAACAUGUAGAUGGGGCCGUUUGACCACAUAUGCAAACAUGAGCCCAAUGGUCACUCACGGAAACACUUCUGAAAUCGAACAAUGGAUUCAAUACAUGUUGAAAUUCAAAACAUCAGACUUCAUAAAGAUUUCAGGAAAACCACAUAUUUCUGAUAUGUAUAUGGCGAUGCAUGCAAUUGAUCAUACGCCUGAACUUUUUACAGUUGGAUCGAUUUUGCCAUGGUUUCAUUACAGUUAUUAUGCGAGACACAGUAUGUUCAGUCAUAUCAAACUUUCUGCUGCUCAGACUGAAAUAGUUUUGCCUAUCAAUAAAAAUAUUGCCCAAAUUGCCCAUAUCUUUUUUUAUACACAACACAAGUUUGCCCAUAACGCUAAAAAUCCUGUAUACGCCAUUGCCAGGAAUCAACACAUUUAUCACUUCUUACACCAUAAUGUAUAUUUACCGAUUUCUGCUUCUCUUUCACCAUAUUCUACACUGCUUGUUCGAUCGUUAACUUUAUGCGCUGAUAUCAUAACAUCAUACAACGAUCUUGAUAACAUAUGUACAUUUAAUCACAAAAUUCAUGAUAUUUGUCGAUUCAUUACUAUAAAUGGAUCUUGGUCACCAAACAACGCAAAAACUGGUAAGUGUACAUGGAAAAUUGGUCCUCCAGAUAAUAGAGAGCAAUGGGGUAUCGUAGAUGCACCUAUUCGCGAGCAAGAACCAUUUGUCGUAGCUGUUUUACCACUACCUGAAAUCUACCGUUGGCGUCGCUGGUUGAAAACAGCCUCGUUAAUCUUAAGAAACUCAACCGUAACUGCUCUCGAAUUUCGUACAUGGGCUUCAAAUCAAUCCACUACUCUCAUGCUAGAUGAGUUAAUUCCACUGAGCGUUGAUCCGCGGCAAAAUGAUGGACGUAUAGAUCGUGCUAUAAAUGCAAUUCGAAUGGGUCAAGCUCUAUUGAUAACUGAAGAAUUUUUUAUUCAAAUUUAUAAAAAUGGAGGCAAUGAACAGCUAAAACGAUGGAUAAGCGCUCGCCUCGGUUUUUUUCUCACAGUUUCAGAUAUUGAUCUUGAUUCGAAACAUGAAAAGCCAAUUGCUCUAGACACAAAACUGUUUUCAGGAGAUCGUCGUUUUUAUUCUUUAGUACAAAAAGAGAAUCAAGAAUGGACGAAAAAUUGGAACUAUUGGCAAGGCAAUUUUCAGUCGAAUGUUAUUGGAAUAAAAACAUAG
Molecule: messenger RNA, 1545 nt
Organism: Rotaria socialis
Lineage: Eukaryota; Metazoa; Rotifera; Eurotatoria; Philodinida; Philodinidae
Source: the annotation of a GenBank genome assembly